CCCAGGCAUGGCCACAUGACGCGUGAGGGAGGGUGGCACACACGUUCCUGCAAAGCAUUCCUGGAAGCUUCCCGGCCGGCGGGAGCAGGGAGCACCCGCGAACCUCCCGCUGUCCGGCCUGAGGGAGCGCUUCUCCCGCCGUGGCUCCGUCAGCGGCUCCCGGCCGCCGCCCCGCCCCGGAGGCGGCACCGCCGGGAGAGGCAGCACCGGCUGAGGCAGCGUCGCAUCGCCGCUCCCUGCACACGGCAGGAUUUGCCCGGGGAAGUUUCCCCUCUGUUCAACAGUAAGUCAUUACAGAGAGGAGAAAAAAGAGAGCAGGGAGGAAGCAUGACCAAGAUGAACUGCAUCCUACUGACUGCCUGCAUUGUUCUGAUUACUUUUUGUGGCUCUGGUUAUACCUUAAGAUGUUACCACUGUGACAACAGCCCUACCCUGUGCAGGACCAACAGCACUUGCUUAACGACUGAAGACACUUGCUUGCAGUUAAAAUUUGGUAAAUUGAGAACUUUCUCCUGUUGGAAGGCAUCCCAGUGCAAUGUGAAUGAAAUUGCUGAUUCCUUCUUGUUGGAUAAUUUUGAAUUCUUUUGCUGCCAACAUGACCUGUGCAAUGAGAGUGCAAUUACUGGGGUUAACAAAGCAGCCUUCAGUAUUGCUUCUCUAAUGGCCAUGUUAUGGAUGUUCCUGUAAUAAUCCUGAUUUGUAAGCUGUCCUUUCAAGAUGAAGUUACACAAAACCAUUAACUCUUUUCUAUAUAGCAUAUUUUCAGCUCCUGUCCAUAGGCAGAAACAUUCCUGUGUAAUUUGGUUUCCCAAGGUUGUGUCUGUUAAAUCACUGCCUCCAUUCAUGGGAAGGAGAUGUGUGUUGUUACCAGUUAUUGGGUGUUUUGAUCUGUCCCCCUGCUCAUGGGGAAGGUCAGCUCUUGUAAAGUCAUGUUAUCUUGGCAAACUCCAGUGGGUAAUGUGAAGGAGAAGAACACUACAGCUUUUCUGCUGAAAACUCUUUGUUUUCCUAUCACAUAAACUGUCAUUAUUUUUGGUUGGCACUUCUGUAGGUUUUGAUUUGUUUUGCUUUGGAUCCUCCUUGUCACAAACCAAGCAGUGGAUUUGCCCUCAACACAAGAAGUGUUGGAUUAUGUGUACCUUGUUGCAGUCUUUCUGAUGAAUAUGGAAAUAUUCAGUUUCAAGUAAUUUAAACACUUUGUUCCCAUCCCUGUACCUCUUUUUUUUUUUUUUUUCUACAAGCCAAUGAUAUAACCUUGUCAAGUGCUGUUAUUUUGGGAGAAAGCAUCUACAGUUCUUAAACCAAAACCAAAAUAUUGCUAUAAGUGAGAAAUACUUCUCUCUUUUUU
Taeniopygia guttata (zebra finch) is the source of this 1348-nucleotide messenger RNA. The record is from RefSeq and is a predicted model, not a curated record. Lineage: Eukaryota; Metazoa; Chordata; Aves; Passeriformes; Estrildidae.